UUGCGGUCUUAAUGUUGGAAGUGACAGCAACAAACCUGUUUGUACAACACUACCAAGCUUAAUCAAAUCAGACUAGACAAUUUGUCUCGGGAUUAACUUCUGGUUCUGACAACUUCCACGUGGAUCACGUAAUGUUAAAUUAGAAUAUCCUUGACGUUGGUUUUUCUAGACGUCUUGCUGACCAAGAGUUUAGUCGGAUUGGACCAAGUACUUCGUGGAUUUCUCAAGAUUUAAUGUCAGAUUCCAAUGGCUGAAUAUCAAGUUUCCAUGACAAAACAUCAGAUUUCGAUAUCAAUAAACAUUAAAUUCCACUGUAAAAACGUUUCAUUCCACUGACUUAACAUUAGAUUCUAGUGUUUGAAAUUGGGAUUCAUUGGCUAAAUGGCAGAUUUUGCUGGUGAAACAUUGGAUUAAACUGGCUUGUGAAGGCAUAAACUAAACAUUGGAUUUCACAGAUUAUAGGUCGUCUUUUGCCGACAAGAUUUUUUCCCCAUGGAUACGACAUCUCAAAUUUACAUCUCCCUCGAGGUUAUCAUCGGUGUGGCAGCCGUGGCGGGAAACGGCCUCGUUCUGGUGGCCAUUAGGCUGACCCCAAGUCUUCAAACUGUCACAAACUGCUUUAUAGCCAGUCUUGCCUUUGCAGAUUUACUUGUGGGAAUAAUGGUGGCACCGCUUGCGGCCCUGAGUUACCAGGGACUGCCACGAGAUUUCAUGGGAUGCGUUUUCAUCAACUCGCUAGUUGUAAUGUUUACACAAAUUUCUAUCUUCAAUCUAGUGGCCGUGGCGGUUGAGAGAUUUAUCGCCAUUAACUAUCCGUUUUUCUACCAGCGCCACCUGACCGUACGUGUGGCUCUCUACAUUGUGGCAUUAACAUGGGUGGCAGCCAUUUUGAUCGGACUAACACCCGUGUUCGGCUGGAAUCUCGGACCCACAGUCAAUAAUGUGUGUGCUUUUGUGUUCGUUAUUGACAUGGCCUAUAUGGUGUAUUUCAACUUCUUUGGAUUUGUGUUAAUACCGUUAUUCAUUAUGUUCGUAUUGUAUUCAUACAUAUUCUACAUUGUCAGGAAACAUAUGGCCAAAAUCGCGGCCCUCGAAAUCGUGCAGGAAUCUGAAGGACGUCAAAAACAGCGACAAUUCAGGAAGGAAGUGAAGGCAGCGAAAUCCUUGGCUAUUGUGAUCGGAGUUUUUGUGAUUUGUUGGCUGCCAAUCCACAUCUUGAACUCAAUAACACUACUGUGUAAGGACUGUUCUUAUCCCAUGGAACUUCUCCUGGCAGCCAUCUUGCUUAGCCAUGCCAACUCCACCGUGAAUCCAUUUUUGUACGCGAUAGGCAACAGCAAAUAUCAGAUCGCCUUUAGAAAGAUGUGUUGUCAAAGGUGUUUUCCGAUUUCUAACAAUAUGACAUUCAGUGACGAGUACAACACUGGAGCCCAUCCGAGUCGCAGCCAUAAGAACAAAUCAACGUCUGUUCUCCACCCUAAAGGGGUCAGUAAUGGUCAUUCACCAGCGAAGAAAAUAACUACCAUCCCAGAAAAUGUACGAUCACCGACGGCAAACAGUCCAAAUGACGUUUUUUAUAUAAAAUAACAAUUCCACAAAAAAUACUCUAUUUUCAGAACCCUUAUAAUUUUAAAUAGCUUCAAAACUAGAAUCUAUAUGUAUCAUGACUUCCUGAAUUUGGCCCAAACAUUUCAAAAUUGAUCACUUUGAAGCAGGUCAAACAUUUGCCAAAAAGUAUAUCAGUUCCAUCACCUUCGACUUGAGCUUGUGAAUAAAUGCAAAAAGAUAUAUUGGUUAGCUAAUGUAUGAGGUUAAAAGCCUAAAAUAUACCCGGGUAUAUAGGGUUUCUACAGGGACUUUACUGAACAUCACAGAACUUGAAUACCGAUUUAACCAGUUAUCAGACAUAGAAUUCUUUGAAACUUUUCCUGUACACUUGUGAAAUCCAAUCAUUGGUGCCAUGCUGUUGUGUCCCAGAGGAAUUAAAUUAGCAUUGCCGAAAUCUACCCAGCUGUAUACAAAGACAUUCUGAAAAUGUAUCUGGGGGAAGAAAAUGUUGAUGGACCAGUGACAUAUUAAGCACUAGAUGUUCUGACUAGUUCAGUGUAUAAAAAAACAACCUUUUUUUACAUAAUUAUGAAUAUAUAUGUUUUGUAAAAUACAGAGAAUAAAACUUAAAUGUAUGGGAUAAACACCAGUUAAUACAUUUUUAAACCAUUUACCAGGUAGAAAAUGUAUUAAUUGCCUAAUACAUUGAGUUAUCAAGAUUCUAUAUUUUUGCUAUGAAAGUCUGAAGAUAUAUGUUGAGUACAAUAUAGGGUAUGUGUAUUUGAACUAUAAAAAAAAUAGCAUGCUCCAGUUAACUAAUUAUGUAUGCUAACUUAAAAGAAAUUCCUUGACUGAAGUUUAUCAUAAAAAAUAUUUUUGGAUUGAAGAAAAAGAAAAGAAAUGAAAUUAAAGUGAAGGAAUUUUUCCUAUAGAAAAUUUUAAGUUAAGGAAUUAAGGAAAGUUUGUGAAACUGGAGUGUGUAGCGCUAAGUCAUGAUGAGUGUGAGAAUAUAGGUGCGCUCAUUAUAGUUUGUUUAUGGUACUUGUAAAAUAUGAUUGACUUGAUUUUAUUUUUUCGUGUGAUUGUGUGAAUAUAAUUGUAUUACGUGUCUGUCACAAUUUAAAAAUACUCAUCCUUACCGUCCAGAGAUUUCAAUAUAAUUUGUAAAAAAAAAUCCAAUUUUACACACAAGAUUGACGUUUACAAAUACAUAAUGCUAACAUGAUUAUUUUUUUUUAUCAAAUUAUAAAUAUUUUCAAAAGUAUGUGUACAUAUUAGUGGGCUGGUUUUCACCGAGACGUAUUUGUAUAUAAGUUGUAUCUUUUGUAAAAUUAUACUGUGGCUUCAUAUUAUUUUAAAAUUUCAUUUCUUAUAUAAAUAUUUGCUUUUAACAUGACAAUCAUUCGACAAGUUUGGAGACAACCAAAUGUGAUAAUUUCAAAUAGUUGGAUAUUCUGUCAGUAGAAAAUUAUCAAUCUUUUUUUAAAUUUCAAAAUAUUUGAUUUAUUAUCAAAUACAAUAUUGCUCUCAACAAUCAUGUAAUAAAAAUUAAUUCUGAACAGUUUAAUGCUUUAUCCUAAUUGUUCUAAUCUACCUAGCUGUACACAUAUGUAUAAUACAUGUGCACUAGGAAUAGAUACUAGGAAUGACCGAUGUCCUUCCAGGUAACCUCAUAUCCUGUAAUUAAAUUUGAUUGACAACCCUGGAAAGCUCUACCUUUUCGACUCUUGACUGAGAAAGGCGUAAAUUUUAACAUUGUUUAUGAACAAUUUAUUACUGAGUUUGUUACGAUUGGUUGUUCUUCUAAUGCUUUCACAUGAAAUGUGAGUCACCCUUAUGGAGACCAACACUACUGGUAAAUAUGACGUCAUAGUCUCUGUAUGACAUCAACUUUUAUUGUAAUAUCAUUCUUAUAAGAAAAAAUAAAUUUGCACAUAUC
Mizuhopecten yessoensis (Yesso scallop) is the source of this 3487-nucleotide messenger RNA. RefSeq names its product adenosine receptor A3-like. The transcript has a single exon. Bases 493 to 1587 code for a protein of 364 amino acids. The record is from RefSeq and is a predicted model, not a curated record. Gene Ontology annotation, cellular component: membrane. Lineage: Eukaryota; Metazoa; Mollusca; Bivalvia; Pectinida; Pectinidae. Gene Ontology annotation, biological process: G protein-coupled adenosine receptor signaling pathway. Gene Ontology annotation, molecular function: G protein-coupled adenosine receptor activity.